Molecule: messenger RNA, 609 nt
Organism: Acomys russatus (golden spiny mouse)
Lineage: Eukaryota; Metazoa; Chordata; Mammalia; Rodentia; Muridae
Gene: Il20
Product: interleukin 20
Exons: 6
Coding region: 1-609 (202 amino acids)
Molecular function (GO): signaling receptor binding
Source: RefSeq, a predicted model, not a curated record
AUGUCUUAUUGUGGCUCCCCUGCAGAGGGCACUGUGGAGCACCAGGAGCCUCUAAAAGGAGGAUCUAGGUCUAAGAUGAAGAAGGGCUUUGGUCUUGCCUUUGGACUGUUCUCUGCUAUGAGUUUUCUCAUCUGGACUCCUUUGACUGGGCUCAAGACUCUCCACUUGGGAAGCUGUGUGAUCACUGCAAACCUCCAGGGAAUACAAAGGGAAUUCUCUGAGAUUCAGGAGAGUGUGCAAUCUAUAGAUGAAAACAUUGACAUCAGAAUCUUAAGAACGACUGAGUCUUUGAAAGACAUAGAGCCUUUGGAUAGGUGUUGUUUCCUUCGCCACCUGGUGAGAUUCUAUCUGGAUAGGGUAUUCAAAGUCUACCAGACCCUUGACCACCAUACCCUCCGAAAGAUCAGUAGCCUUGCUAACGCUUUUCUUCUCAUCAAGAAGGACCUCUUGGUCUGUCAUUCCCGCAUGGCAUGUCAUUGUGGGGAAGAAGCAAUGGAGAAAUACAACCAAGUUCUGAGUCACUUCACAGAGCUUGAGCUUCAGGCAGCAGUAGUAAAGGCUUUGGGGGAGCUGGGCAUUCUUCUGAGAUGGAUGGAGGAGAUGAUAUAG